UUCAAUGUGCAGUCCCUAGGUUCGCUAUACAAGCAGUUUGAAACGCUUCCCCAAGACCUGCGCCGCUACCAGAUCGAUAUCCUUGGCCUCCAAGAUAUGAGCUUGGGCGCUUUGAGGUCGGAGACUACUUACUACUAACGUUGCCGGCACAGGAAGAGCGCUACGGAGUUGGAUUUGCCAUCUCUCCUCGCGUUACUCCUUACCUCCGUCGGUGCUGGGCUCACAGCGACCGUAUCGGCAUCUUGCAGUUUCCCAAGCGAGCGAAAAACAAGACCACCUGGAGCCAGCGCAAGCGGACAGACUGUGUCUACAAUCAAAUCGACUACGUACUCUGCCCUCAGAGUUGUAGACGGUUCUGUCUAGAUGCCCAGUCCUGGGGUAGGGCCAUCACCCCGUCCGACCACAAGAUCGUCACCGCGGACUUUGAGCUCAAGCACAUCCGUCGCCUCCGGUUUCCGUCGCGUCGCACAAGCGGCACAACUGUUCACCUCGCACUCAGCGAGUUAGUUCACAACGACCGCUCCAGAACCGCUUACGCAUCAGCCACGCUGACGAUGGAUCCACUAUCAACCUGCAAUGGGAGGACACUUUUGCGAAGCUACACGAAGCAGCAUCGCAGACCAUCGAGUUUUCUUCGCCGGAUCAACGACGCUGCCGCAGCUACGACGAUCCGCUGCUCGCCGCGCUGUCCGAGCAACAACGCCAGCUCCGGCUCCGCAUUUACAACGACACAUCGGCUAACACAGCGCUGCUGCGCUCUCAGCGAAACAAGAUCCUACACCAGGUCCGCACUCGCUGCUGUGACCUCGCUAACAUGGCCCUCGACGAAAAGGUUUCACGCAUCGAGGCUUCAAGCGACUCUCACAAAAUUUUCGUUGCCGUCCGCGAUCUCGCCCGCAAACCGACACAGCAUCUUCUAAUUCAAGACUCAUCAGGUAAGUAUAUACUUCACAGAAACACAGCUAACAAAAUUGUCCGAGAUCACUUCCAAGAACAGUUUCUAAAUACAGAUCAAGCUCAAGUAUCACCAGACCCAACAGCUCAACCCCUCGACUGCCCAAUCACGCCGGACGAAGUCCAUGGUGCCCUCCUUCGACUGAACAACGGUC
Molecule: messenger RNA, 1109 nt
Organism: Phytophthora sojae
Lineage: Eukaryota; Oomycota; Peronosporomycetes; Peronosporales; Peronosporaceae
Exons: 3
Source: RefSeq, a predicted model, not a curated record